Oncorhynchus tshawytscha (Chinook salmon) is the source of this 1512-nucleotide messenger RNA. It is a transcript of the gene tekt3, whose product is annotated as tektin 3. Gene Ontology annotation, cellular component: nucleus; sperm flagellum; microtubule cytoskeleton. The record is from RefSeq and is a predicted model, not a curated record. Bases 6 to 1484 code for a protein of 492 amino acids. Lineage: Eukaryota; Metazoa; Chordata; Actinopteri; Salmoniformes; Salmonidae. Gene Ontology annotation, biological process: cilium assembly; cilium movement involved in cell motility. The transcript is spliced from 7 exons.
GACAAAUGGAGCUAAUGGGAUCCACCUUGACGGCGGAGUACACCCGACCCAAAACCAGCCAAUACUUCCCAGCCAUCUCCAACAUGGUGUCCUCCUACCGGAGCAACCAGCCUGUGCUGGCCAUGAACCCCAGUGCCAACCAGCCCUGGAGGACUAACGCCUACUACCGCACAGGCAGCACUGCAGCCAUCCCCUCCCUCUCCUCCAUCCAGAGGGAGAACCUAGGCUUCGACCUGGUCCGGGCCAAGACCAUGUUCUACCCGUCAAACCGGUCAGCCAUGAUCACCCGCUACACCCCAGACGACUGGUACAAGUCCAACCAGAGCAACUACCGUGAGUCGGAGUCGUCCAGGAACAGUGCGGAGCGGCUGAGGAGGGAUACCAUCAGGUUGAUGCAGGAUAAAGAGCAGCUGACAAGGAGGACCCAGGAGACCACCAGUAAGAACAUCGGGGAACGCCUCAACGACAUCAGUUUCUGGAAGUCAGAGUUGAACCAUGAGAUAGACAACAUGGUGAGCGAGAUCAUGGCCCUCACUGAGGUGAAGAGAAGGCUGGAGAGAGCCCUGCAGGAGACCGAGGGGCCUCUGCAGGUGUCCCAAGAAUGCCUGUAUCACAGAGAGAAGCGAAUGUCCAUUGAUCUGGUUCACGACAACGUGGAGAAAGAUCUCAUAAGGGAAGUGGAGACCAUUAAGUCAUGCCAGGAGAGGAUGAGGAGACAUCUAGACAAAGCGAUCGCUCAACUAGCGUCAAACCGAGCAGCUCAGCAUGAGCUGGAGAGAGACCUCAGUGACAAGGUGACAGCCCAGAGAAUAGACAAUAGGUGUCACCAUCUCAGGAAUGCGUCAGACGGGAUCAGCUACUACAGAGGGAUCGAGAGACUGGACCCAUCGCUCUCCCUGCCCGACUCGUGGUCAAAGUUCACGGAUGACAACAUCCUUCACUCCCAGAGCGAGCGGGCAGCUUCCCACAAGCUGCGUGAUGUUAUUGAGAUCCUGCUGAACGUCACGUCCAAUGAGAUGUGGAAACAUUUCAACACGGUCAACGUGGCCUUCACCAACCGCAUGUCAGAGACCGCCGACGCCAAGAACAGCCUGCAGACACACCUGGCUAAGACCCUCCAGGAAAUCUUCCAGACAGAGAUGCUGAUAGAGAGUCUGAAGAAGGCUCUGAGGGACAAGGAAUGCCCCCUGAAGGUGGCCCAGACCAGGCUGGACGAGAGGACACGCAGGCCCAAUGUGGAGCUCUGCAGGGACAACCCACACCACAGACUGGUGGGAGAAGUGAGGGAGAUAGAGGACACCAUCCACAAGCUGCGUGAGAGACUGAUGGAGGCAGAGAACACCCUGCAGAAGCUGGUGAAGACCAAGGCUGCCCUGGAGCAUGACCUCUCCAUCAAGGCUAACUCCCUGUUCCUGGAUCAGGAGAAGUGCAUGGGCAUAAGGAAGAGCUUCCCCAGCACCCCACGCCUGGUGGGAUACACCUAAAGCCAUCACAUACAGUGCAUUCGGAAAG